AUGAACGGUUGUAGAGUAACGGUGAGAUCUACCGAAGAAUCCGGUAGUACCAGCGCGAGGCGAAUGCCUAUUUUGAGGCCCGCCAGGCGGCUUCGGGCGCUCGAAUCACGUCCGCAUAUCCGGACCGCCUUUGACUAUCUGCUGGCCCUGCCGGCACUGUUGGUGCACGGGAUGCAGAUUGGGUCGCUUCCAGAGGUCCUGGCCUUAAACUGUGACGAGGUGAGGAUGACGCGGGGAUUUGUAAUGGAGAUCUGUCAUGCUCUAACCGAGCUGUAUCGGUACUGGUCCUUACUUGUGGGGGAUGACCCUGCUAAGAUGCUCCGAAUCGAUGUCCAUAUGCUUCUUACCCCUAGCGUGUCCUCCACGGAUAGGGCUCACAUAAAGGGUCUUGUGCGGAGCGGGGCGGUCUUUGCCAAUUUCUCGACGGCUGAGAGGGCAUCCAUUUGGAAAGAGAUGAAGAGGCUGAGUGUGAUCAUUCUAUCCCUAACGUCAUUUUUCAAAGAUGUCCGAUUCCUGAAGUCCUGUGCCAACGGUGUGAAAAUGCUUGUCACGCCUUCUGAGGAUUCCACGACUAUAAGGAAAGCGCUGCAGGCUGCCUUUCUGUAUAACGACGCGGAAAACACGACUUACUCUGUUGAUGCCGCAGAGCUUUCGUAUCGACAGCUGUGGCUGUAUGCCAUACAUUAUUAUGCAGAACUCUCCAAGUCAUCCCUCAAAAAAGAUACCGCAGGAAAGUUUGGCCACAAUAAUGAAGACCCACAGGUGCUUCAUGGGAUAGCUGCUCUAGCAAAGCGGCUUGGAUUCCAAACGCCCCAGAUCGAGGAGCUCCUCCAACAAUCACCAGAUCGCCUCAUCGCGCGAAACGCACUCCUAUAUGCUCGGCCGCACGACCGCUUUCAGUUUUAUGACAGAGAGCUCGAUCGUCUUGUGGAGCGGAUUACUAAGUGCUUCUUGUUGGCGGUCCCACGUCGCUAUCACCUUAACGACAUCGAGGUGCUUAAUACAACAAAAGUAACCUCUCUUUUCGUGCGAUGGAAUUUCUACAAAACGUUCUUCGGUAAAGUAUCCGUGCCCGGGAAGGAUGAUCGGACGACGAGAUCCGACAGUAUCGGCGUGCUUCCUUCUCCCCUUCUUGUUCUAAGCUUAGCUAGUAAGAGUAGCGACGAGGAUGGCGGGUCUAUACACUAUAUAGCCUUAGAGCUCGCCCAAUUAAGAUAUAACCACUCAAAAGACACACCCCGGAACAAAGCUAAGCGGAAGAGGCUUUAA
Molecule: messenger RNA, 1269 nt
Organism: Penicillium malachiteum
Lineage: Eukaryota; Fungi; Ascomycota; Eurotiomycetes; Eurotiales; Aspergillaceae
Exons: 6
Coding region: 1-1269 (422 amino acids)
Source: RefSeq, a predicted model, not a curated record